ACAAAAAAUAAAUACAAAAAUUUCAUAAAGACAAUAAUAAUAAUUCAAUUCAAAUAUCUAACAAAGUUAUUGACUUGUGUCUUCUCGUGGAAAAAAUGAACGUCAGUAGCGUUCGAGGUGGGAACCAUUGACCUGACACAAUGACAAGUCGGAAUCCAUUGCGCGGACGAAACGGAAGUUUAGACGGUUGCUCGGGGUGAACAGUGACAGCAGCAUCGCAGGAAACAAAAUUUCAUCCUUUCCCCCUGAACAAACCCGAGCUCCCCUUUCCCUCACCCAUGGCGUCCAAUACUAAUAUAGACAUCGAGGGUGCAACCCAGCAUCUCCGGGACAUCCUCAAGCUCGACCGCCCCGGGAACAGCACCGAUGGAAAUUCAAGUGAAAGUGGUAGAAAGCCAUCUUUUAAUGGAGAGCUGAAUGGGUUAUUGGGAACAGGCCUUCUGGGGAGCACUGAUCGGUCAACUAUGUCAGAAUCGACAAGACCCAUCUCCACAGAUCUCAGCAGUGCUCAGGAGAGUCAGAUAAUCUGCCUUUCUGGUGAUGAUGGCUCUACCUGUAUUCCAAUUACUUCUAACAAUGUGGAGAUUGUGGCAAGCCAAGACUCUAGCAUCAACAGCAAGGCUCGAGGCAGCAACAAGGUGAAGAUUCAGCCUGUUGCUAAGUACGACUGGGAGCACAAAUAUUAUUACGGCAGACUGAUAGCUGUGUCUAAUGCCUUCCUGGCCUACGCCAUCAGAGACCGCAGACUUGAGCGAGUUCUGGCAGAGAGUCAGAAUCAUCAGCAGCAGCUUCAGGAACAACUCAGCCAGCAUCUCAGCCAUGCCCUCAGCUCAGCUCUGACCAACAGAAUGGACAAAGUGCUUCGGGAUGAAAUGAAGAAAACAGUCCCACAAACAAUCUCUAAGACUUUGGAGCCAGUGACAGGCCAGUUGAACAACACAAUUGCUGCUAAACUGACCGCUGUGGAGGUCACCCUGAAGGACAAUGUUGGCAAAGUGGUGAAAUCGAAGAACACAACGGAUGCGAUUGGUCGAGCAGCAGCAGAGGCGAUGCAGGGGCCCAUUCAGGCAGCAUAUAAAGAUGCCUUCCAGAGCAUUGUGCUUCCUGUUUUUGAAAGAGGCUGCCAGUCCAUGUUUCAGCAAAUCAACGACAGCUUCAAACAAGGCACACAAGAAUACAUCCAGCAGCUUGAGACUCAUAUGAAGAACAGAAAGCAGAGAGACCAGGAUACACGAGACCCCAUGAUUGGCCAGCUCCAGCAGAUGAUCGACAACUUCCAGAGCUCCACUGAUCAGCUGGGCAACAACAUCACAGCUAACGUCCGGGCUGAAGUCCAGCAUCAGAUCCAGAUGAUGGUGGGAAACUUGCAGGAGUCUAUUCUUAGCCAUGUGCAGCGGAUUGUCAAAGGUGAGGUGAGCCUAGCGAUGAAGGAGCAGCAGGCAGUGGUCACCUCCAGCAUCAUGCAGGCAAUGAGGUCGGCGGCUGGCACACCAGUUCCCACAGCACAUUUAGACUACCAGACACAGCAGACGAACAUCCUGCAGCUCCUCCAGCAGGGCCAACUCAAUCAGGCUUUCCAGCAGGCUCUGUCAGCGACUGAUCUGAAUUUGGUCUUGUAUGUGUGUGAGACCAUCGACUCUCAGCAGGUGUUCGGACAGCACCCCUGCCCUCUAAGCCAGCCCGUGCUGCUUUCUCUCAUCCAGCAGCUUUCUUCCAACCUCACAACUCGCUCUGAGCUCAAAAUCAGCUACCUGGAGGAUGCGGUAAUGAAUCUGGACCACAGCGACCCCCUGACCAGAGACCACAUGUCGUCCGUGCUGGCCCAGGUCAGACCAAAGCUCUUUGCCUUCCUGCAGCAGGACCCCCACAGCCCGCUCAGCAAGAGGGCGCGGCGCCUGAUGAUGAUGCUACAGGGACUCGUCAACCACUAGUUGUCGGUUUAAAGGCUGCUGCCAAAGAGUGGUUUUCCUCUUGAUACCGAUCAUAUGUCCACCGUUGGUUUUUUUUGUUUGUUUGUUUGUUUUUUUCCCCCCGUGGUGUUUCAGAGGAGAAAGCACCAAGGACAGCUUCUCCAGUUUCUUGGAUCCUGAUCCGGAUGCGUCUCUCCUUGUUUCAUUUCUCCUCCUUCCCCCUUUUCUGCACCAGUGAAGUGUCAAGUCAAGAAAUGGACAGUUUUUUGUUUCUCAGUUUUUUGGUUCUUUUUUCUUUUUGUUGUUUUCUUUAAGACAAUAAUGGUCUGGGGUGAAAGCUUACUGUUGAUUUAUGUUCAGAGACUCUUAAGUUCACUGUAGCUACAUCCAGACCUUUGUUACAGCUGCUUUAUUGACCCAAGAGACCUGGUGGUCGACUCUUCCAUCAAGACUGUCUCAGCCAUGACAGCAAGAGAGCGCUGAGAUUCUUUCAUCCCCCUUAACAACAACUGAAAAACCAAGAAUGAGAAAAAAACAUACAAACAACCUGACACUGUUUGAUUUUACAUCAUCCAGACAUGCGUAAGACUUGAAGAAUGUCCAGCCGAGUGGUCCGUGUGAGGCCAGACGGGGCUGUUCCUUUUGUUGUGCUGUUUCCUCUAAGCUACCUGCCAGGCAUGUUUUGGGAUGCUGAACAAGUUUUGAUGCAGGGGGCUACUUCUGAGCAACAGAAAGAAAACAUGCUUUGCCUCAAAAUGUCGCCUUCUAUUUCGGCCUUAAGAGCAAACAGCAGGCUUGUACAUAUUGUUACUUUCUUCAACACAGACCAGCAUCCUUCUGCUAAAGCCUGGAAUUUGGUAGUCGUAGGAUUAUCCUCCCUUAGUUCAGUUUUUCUUUGCUUUUUCUUUCUUUUCUUUUUUUUCUUUUUGAAGCUAAUCCUGGCAACCAAAAGAAUAUGUACCACCCAAAGCCAAUUUUCUUUUUCUUCGUUGGUGGCAUAUUUCCUCUGAGCUAUUUCUUAAUAGGUAUCCAGCCUAUUAAGAAAUAGGUCUCCUAUUUGUUUGGCCCUUGCCAGACUAGAUCUUUGAAGAGAAUUGACACUAUAAACCUUUUUGAUAGACAAUAAUGCAAUUUGCUCAUGACUUUUUCACCUGCUUUGGUUUUAGAAAUCACUCUAAAGAGGAUUUUCUGAAGGAUACAUUGAGUGUGUAAGAAAGAAAGAAAUGUUUGCAGAGGUCUUCCAGGCUGUAAAGAAUUCCCCUUCAAAACCUGAAAUGUUUGGAGCUCAAUAUUGAAGCCGGCAGCCGUCCACAUGUACAACUCUGUCCUCAGACUUCUCCCCAUGUUUUUUCUUCCCUUUUUUAUAUAAACAUUUAGUAUUUGUAAGCCAUGUAUACUUGCGUUAAAACUUAAAAGUAGCUUAAUAAUUGGGAAAAAAAGGAACCUUGGUAAACAUUAAAUGUUACAGAUCCUGUUGUUUUACCUGGCAAUUGCAAAUAUUGCUUGUAAACUCAAUGUGCAGUGACUUCUCUUAGGCUCUAGGAGGCAGCACGUGGACAUUCAUCCUGCUUGAAAUUUAGGUUUUGAAUCCAGAAGUCAUUCCUGCUCUUUCAGUAUCAAUGAAAAGCCUGCCUUUAGAUUGUAAGCGCACCGUUUGUUCACAUUUACACUGAGUUAAAAGUGUAUAUUUUGUGUAGAUCCCAUUCACACACCUCAUUGUUUCAUGACGGGUGGCUGCACUGAAUUGCUGAUUGUAAAAUAAAAGUUCAGUUCAUUUCAUGCGUUUGUUCAGAAUCUGUUGGGUUUGUCUAGCAAAGUGCCUUACUGUAAUUUACCCGUUUUGGAUAACUUGUAAUGUUAAGGCAUUACACCCUGCCCCACACACACACACACACACACACACACACACACACACACACACACACACCUACCUACCUUAUCCAUGUAAGUUUUACAAUCAUUUAUGUCACUGAAAUAUGUGGGAAGGCUCAGGCACCACAGCGGAGGAGAAGCUGUAUGUUUUCUUUGCAAACAUUUGUCCGGAGGCAGGUGAUCAGUACAGACAUUUGAACUCUCAUUUCAGUGUUUGAAGAAGAAAGAAAUUUGACUACUUAGCAGUUCACUGGGAGCUCUGCAUGAGAAACAGAACAGAAGUUCAUGUGGGUUUUUUUUCCUCUUUCCAUUGUGUUCAUUUCCCUCUCCUUGGUUAAUUAUGUUGUAUCUUUUGCGGUUUGUUUUACCCCAAACAUUUUGGAAUAAAAAAAAACAAAACGU
Messenger RNA from Neolamprologus brichardi, 4184 nucleotides. Lineage: Eukaryota; Metazoa; Chordata; Actinopteri; Cichliformes; Cichlidae. The record is from RefSeq and is a predicted model, not a curated record.